Messenger RNA from Cornus florida, 1495 nucleotides. Its product is annotated as WAT1-related protein At5g64700-like. The transcript is spliced from 7 exons. Gene Ontology annotation, molecular function: transmembrane transporter activity. Lineage: Eukaryota; Viridiplantae; Streptophyta; Magnoliopsida; Cornales; Cornaceae. Gene Ontology annotation, cellular component: plasma membrane. The record is from RefSeq and is a predicted model, not a curated record. The coding region runs from base 262 to 1359 and encodes 365 amino acids.
AGUGCACACGAAAACGUAGUGAUCACUUUAUAAAGAGUGUGGUCUCCAUAGAUAAAGGGAACCAUACUCUUGUGUGGUGAUCUUCGUCUUUUCGGUGUACUUAAUUGUCAAAUUGCCUCUUUCGUACUAAUUAGACUUUCGAGUCAUAGGAAUAUCCUAUUUCGUAAACUUGUAUAUAUAGAAGGAUUGACAUAUUGUAGUCCACUAAGUUGCAUGUAGUUGAAGAAAAUUAAAUCAAGCUCAUCAUUGCAUCAUUUAGAAAUGACAAUGGAUGAAAAGAAACCAUAUUUGGCUGUCCUUCUGGUUCAGGCCAUAUAUACUGUAAUGUUUUUGCUCUCCAAGGCUGCGUUCAAUGUCGGCAUGAACACUUUCGUGUUCGUCUUCUAUAGACAAGCUGCUGCCACAGUUUUCUUAGCCCCUCUUGCAUAUUUUUUUGAAAGGAAAAACGCGCCACCGUUACCAUUGGUGACCCUCUGCAAGAUCUUUAUGCUCUCUCUGUUUGGGAUUACUUUGAGCUUGAAUUUCUAUGGUGUGGCUCUUACAUAUACAUCUGCAAGUUUGGCUGCUGCAACUACAAACUGCCUUCCGGUUAUAACUUUCUUCCUUGCAGUUCUAUUCAGAAUGGAAACUUUGAAGUUGAAGACAACCCCUGGCAUCGCAAAGAUUGCAGGCAUAACAAUCUGCAUGGCAGGAGCAGCAGCCAUUGCCUUCUAUAGGGGCCCCACUUUGAAACUGUUGCUACAUCACCACCUCUUGGGACACACUCACACCCAACAACCUCAACUUCAUGUUCUCCCCACCAAAACAUGGAAAACUGGUUGCUUUCUCAUGUUCCUUUCCAACUUCUUCUGGUGUUUCUGGCUUGUAUUGCAGGGUGGAGUUAUGAAAAGCUACCCGUCGAAGCUUCUCUUAACAACACUUCAGUGUUUUUUGAGCUCAAUUCAAUCAUUUGUGAUUGCCAUUGCUUUGGUAAGAGACCCUCAUGAAUGGCAGCUGGGAUGGAAUGUCAAACUCCUAUCUGUAGCUUAUUGUGGAAUUGUGGUGACUGGUGUUACAUACUAUUUGCAAGCAUGGGUGAUUGAGAAGAAGGGGCCAGUGUUCCUAGCCAUGUCGACGCCGUUGGCUCUGGUUUUUACAAUCUUCAGUUCAGCAUUCCUCCUAGGGGAGAUUAUUAGUUUGGGAAGUGUUUUAGGAGGAAUUUUGUUGGUUGGAGGACUUUACAGUGUAUUGUGGGGAAAGAAUAAAGAGCAGAAGAUGGAUGAUGAUGGCAUUUGUUUAACAGGUGAUGAAGCCGAGAAAGAAUGUGCAGAAUCAAAAGGAUCAAUGGAAACCAAGAGUGACCCAAUAAUGUUGGUAUAGAAUAAACAUGUUUUUGUGUUCAUCAUAUAUGCAAGCCCACGUCAUGAGAAUCUAUAGAAGAAGAUGUACGAUAAAUUAUUAGAUAGUCCUUGGUUACUUGGUUUAAUCCAAUCAAAUAUUUAUUUUUAAGAGUUUU